This is a messenger RNA of Saxophila tyrrhenica, 1968 nucleotides long. RefSeq lists its product as uncharacterized. Bases 1 to 1968 code for a protein of 655 amino acids. The transcript is spliced from 3 exons. Gene Ontology annotation, molecular function: phosphatidylinositol binding. NCBI's taxonomy places the organism in Eukaryota, Fungi, Ascomycota, Dothideomycetes, Mycosphaerellales, Extremaceae. The record is from RefSeq and is a predicted model, not a curated record.
AUGACCUCUUCCAGCCUCACCGAGGCCCAAUGCGCCGCGCUCCUCGAUGUCCUCAUCCACGACGAAACCUAUGCCGAGAUCGAGGACUUCAAAACCCCGGGGGUGAUCAAGCAGUACGGCCCUCCUUUCCAGGACUCUACCUCCACAUCGAGAACUCCCGUGCUGCAGACACUAGUCUCCAAGUUCAUCCUCACCCUCCCAGGCUUACGGGAUGUCUCACACGACUUCUGGAGAGUGCGUGUGAAAGACCUCAUUGAAGAGCUCAGCCAAGCGGAAUUGAGUGAGAGCUAUGACAAAGGCGUGCUGGGAAUUAGAAAGACGCUUGCAACAGCCAUAAGUGCUUUGAUCGAAUAUCCAGCACGAGGGAGUCUGUUCGGGCUACCGAAGCGGGACGAGGAGCUGCAAAAGGCAGAGAAGGGUGGGUAUGAUAUCAGCAAGCCGGAGGAUGUGCUUAGGAGCUGGCAAGACUGCCUGCAAGCGCUCGUCUAUGGCAAUCUGGUGGAUGAGCUAUUCAGUCGGGCUGCUGAGACAGACGACCUCAAGAAGCAUGGAGGUCUCGUCCAGGGGAUGCAUGAAUUCGUUGUUGUGAACAUUGCUUCGCUGAUGCACUACACCCUUGUACUAUCGCCAGAAGGACCGACUCUACUACGCAUGAUUGAAAACGUUCACCGCCUGAUACCUUACGUUGUCGUUCGACAGACACUCAAGAUUGGUAAUGUGGCAACCAUGAUCAGCGCAAUGAUGAGGGUCAUAUUGGCCAAGGUCAGUGUUGCAAGUGUCACAAAUUGGAUCGGACUCAGCUCGGGUGCAGACGAAGGAAUGAAUCUGCUACAGCAAAUCAUGUCACAAGUGCUCUCCUGGGACAAACGGGACCUCAACUCCCGCGCGACAAAGAUCGAGAAGGCCUCCAACGGACCACCGAAACCCGUAAUUGCUGCUCUCAAAGACUGGAUAGCGACUCGCAGCCGUGCCGAACACGAGGAAGCCAGGCGGCAGAGUCGGGAUGGGAACAUGUCUAUCAUUGCCGUUAUUCUUUCUCUAUCAUCGUGCCCAUCUGCGGACGACAUCACCGAAGCUCAACAUGCCGCCACCCUCGAGUACCUCAAGCUUCGAUUGUCCAUCCGGGACCGUGACGAGAUCGUCCGCGUCCUCUGCCACCGGAAUCCGGAUCACUUGACUGCCAUGAUCCAAGACGCCGUCGCAGCAUACACACCGAUGAUCCGACAAGUGCACGAAGCUGUCAACCUCGCUGAUACCGUCUGGGACUUUGAACGCUUCACAACAGACAUGCUAAAGAUGAGCAAGCCGUCAGGUCCGAAGGGCCAGGAGAAGCCGCCGACAGUUGAGGACUAUGUUGACCUGCUACAUCGACACCAAAACAGCAGUCACAAGUUCCUGCAUCAGGUUGCGAAGAACGGCAAGGAGGUGACCGGCUGGUGGCGAGACUGGGUCAACAUGGUCAUCAAACAGUUCCGCAGGCAGCAGGAUAAGCCUCCCGAAACGAGUGCAGUGGUCGAUCAGAAGAUGAGCGGGACCAAUCCACGAGAAAGAGUGCAAAAGUCCUUCGCAAACCUCUCCGAGGCCGACCAAAGCAAGGUCAAGAAAGAACUCGACGCCUACAAGCGUUAUCUCGACGACCUGCACACCGCGUCUGCAACACGAAUAACAGCCGUCAUCAACCGCACGCGGUCCACUCCUUUUGGUCCCGGUGCUUAUCUCGCGCGCUGGCAAAAUCUUCUCGAUGCCACAGCCAUCACCCCGGGUACUGCUAAGGGACCAGUCAGGAAGGGCGCGAACAAGGGCGUACGAGAAGAAGGGCGGAAGGACAUCGAAGGUAACGAGGCAGGCUUCGUGACGGAAGAGGAGGUCGAGAAGGCCGUCGAUCGGACGACGUCGGAUGCGCCGAGUGUGGAAGAGACUGUGAGGUUGCUGGGUCCGAGGUUUCGGGAGCUGCUUGCUGGUGGGUGA